AUGUAAAAUCCAAAUAUUCCAUAAUAUGAAUUUGAUAUUACAAUUUAUAAGGAUUACUUGAAGAAUAAGAUUAUUGCAUUAUUGGAAACUAUGCCUGGAAAUAAAUAAUUAAUUUUGAGUUAAAGAGUCUUACAAUUACUUAAAUUAAGCAUUGAAAAUAAAUUACUAUAAGAAAGUGGAGUCAAAAAGACUUUAACAAUAGAGAAUAUAAAUUAAAUAGAAAAUGAUAUUACUUAAAUUUUUAUCAUUAUUCCACCUAAAUUAGAUGUAACAAGAAAAAUUGCAAGAAUGAUCAAAGCUGCCAAUGGUCCUAACAAUACUUAUAAAUUAGUCUUUUGGCCUUCAAGAACAAUUCUAGCUAAAGAAUUAUUGGAAUAAGAAGGAGUUUUAAGUAGUGUAGAAAUUAAGGAUUUUUCAUUUGAUCUUAUUCCACUUGAUUUAGAUGUAUUAAGUUUAGAAAUGCCAGAUGCUUUUAGAGAUAUGAUGAUUGAUUAAGAUUUAUCAAUUUAUAAUUAUGUUGCAGAUAGUAUUAAUCGAAUACAAAUUGUUAUGGGCAAUAUUCCUAAUAUAUAUUGUAAAGGUGAUGGUGCAAAAAUGGUUUAUGACAUUAUUAAAGUAGAAAACUCAUAAUCUGAUUAAAAUCAAGACUCUUAAGAGGUUGAAUCUCUAAUUAUAUAUGACAGAAGUAUUGACUUAGUAACUCCAAUGUUAACAUAAUUAGUUUAUGAAGGAUUGAUAGAUGAAUAGUUUGGUAUCAAUGGAAAUUUAGUAAGUUUACAAAAAAAGGUAUUUGGAAAAGAAGGUUAAGAAGGAGAGGAAUAUCAAACAUUGUAAUUGAAUUCAGAGAAAGAUCCUUUAAUGUAUAAAGUAAGAGGAUUGUAAGUGGCAUCUUUAGCCAAAUAUUUAUAUGAGUAAGCAAAACAAUAGGAAGUAGAGAAGACAGAAUUUUAGAAAGAAAAAUAAGCUUAAUUGAAUGAGAGGAUUGUUUAAUAAGCAAAGAAGAUUAAAUUAGAAUAGGAAUCAAAUUCAAGACGUAUUAUAUAAUAUUUAUAUAUAUAGAUCUUAAUAUAAGUGGAAAGAUUGCAGAGAAUAUUAAAACAAUAUCAUUCUAUAAAUUAUUAAGUUUAGAAUAAGGAAUAAUUAAUGGAGAUAAAACAGAAAGAACUUUAGAUUAUAUAGAAGCUAUGAUUCAAUUAGAAAUGGAUUUAAAUAAAGUUGUAAGGUUGUUAACCUUAAGAUCUUUAGUUGAUGGAGGAUUGAAACAAAAACCAUUUGAUUAUAUGAGGAGAGAGAUUGUUCAUGUAUAUGGAUUUAAAACUAUUGCAUUCUUAAACAAUUUAUCCAAAGCUGGUAUGUUAUUCAAAUCUGAUGCCAAAUAGCUUUUCUUUAAAUUGUAGGAAUAAUUUAAGUUAUUGAAUGUAGAUAUUAGAUCUGAUGAUACAGAUCCUAAAGAUCCUGCUUAUACUUAUAGUGGUCACUGUCCUCUUUUGUAAUUUUUGAUUCUAAUAAUUUAGGGCUCGUUUGACUGAAAAGAUAUUUGAUAAGGGAUCGUGGAAACCAUUUAAAACUUAAAUGUAAUUGAUUAAUGGUUAUCAAUAUGAACCAGAUAGACCUAUUAAAUUGAAUAUUCCUGGCAAAAAGGCUAUUGUAAUUAUAUAUAUACUUGGUGGUGUAACUUAUGGAGAGAUUGCUUCUUUGCGUCUCUUGGGAAAAUAAUUUAAUAAAGAAGUAAUCAUAUGUACAACUAAUAUGACUAAUGGUACAAAGCUAAUUUCAUCAUUAAGAGAGAGAAUUUGAU
Messenger RNA from Paramecium pentaurelia, 1798 nucleotides. The record is from the annotation of a GenBank genome assembly. NCBI's taxonomy places the organism in Eukaryota, Ciliophora, Oligohymenophorea, Peniculida, Parameciidae.